AUGUCUUCAAGGCAGUUGCGUGCCAUUCAGCCACUCCCCAUCCCACCACGAGACUCCGAAUCAGAACAAUCCGGGAAGAGAGGGAAGAACAACCAGGCCUGUAAUGAAUGUCGUCGUUCACGAACCAAGUGCGAUGGAGGUCGCCCCGUUUGCGCGACCUGUGUGUCCAAGAAACGCCGUUGUCGUUACGUUGGCAACCAAGGUGAAACAAGGAUAACGGCAAACAAGCAUCGCCUCGAACUUCUUGAGAGAGUCUUCAAUACGCUUCGGUCCGGCCCUUCUGAUCAGGCCGUUGAAGUCCUCGAUGCUAUCAGAUCGAGUGAUGACUUGAGUUCCAUACUCACUCGUCUCGCUGUCGAUGGCCCUGAUCACCAAACCCUGUCUACUUCCUCCCCGGCUGGCUCCUUGCAAAUUGACACACCAGUGUCUGAACCUGACAAGGCUGCUGUGUCACCUGCAUUAUUGUGCACCAACUCGUCACCUUCCUUGACAGCUGUGUCCGAUAUCCAACCUUCUGUCCCAAGCCCGUCAGAUGGGGUGGCUUCACGUCCACAUCCAGCAUCGCUCGGGGAAACCAAUGUCUCUGUGCUCGCGUCAUCGGGUGCAUAUCGAAUUACACUACCUGAUCCGAAGGAAGUAGACCGGGCUAUUCGUGGGUUUUUCAAAUGUAGUGGCAGACUGUUCCACGUCUUUUCCAAACCACAAAUUUCGGAGUUCUUCCAUUCUGUUUAUAAUCGUUCCGACGACCCGCUGAAUGCCUCUGACUCAACUUUAUGCUGUCUUAUGUCAGUUGCAGCCAUCGGUGCGCAAUACGAGCACGGCACUUAUGAAUUGAAAACAGAAGCGGCAUUCUAUAACAUCGCAAGACACUACUUCGACGAUAUAGUGCAGAGCCAGGGAUUGGAUGCCAUCAAAGUCUGCGCAUUGCUCGCGCUCUACAACAUCUUGGCCAAAGCUACCGUGGCCCUAUCAUACGUUGAAAUCGGUCUCAGUCUUUCACGACAAUUUAGCAUUACUAAUCCGGAACAAAAAUAUUCUGAGCUGUCACCCGCUACAUUUACGGAGAGCAAGCAUGCAUGGAGGACAUUGACAUUUAUGUCCAAUUGGCUCUCUUCCACCUUGGGCUACGUUUCCGGCAAUGAUAUAAUGCCUUACGAGACUCUACCAUUGGGACUUGCAUCCAGUUCUGCUGAUAUCAUUGAGAAUCUCACUCUACUGUCUGUAAAAUUCAUCCUCGAAGACCUGCAAGCAUGGUACGGGAGGAUGCCACCACAGAUAAGACUGGAUUAUCCAGGACGAGACACCUUUGCGCCCCUGACAAAGUGGAGCAUUUACCAUGUACAUCUUCUUUACCUUGGUGCCAAUAUUUUAUUAUAUCAACGCAUGUUAUCUCAGCACGUGGAAACGUACUACGUCAACCGGGAUCGAAGCGGCUUGUACCAGUCGAUGGAGAAACUCUUCAGUGACCAAGGCGAACAAGCCAUCUUAGCGGCAAAGGGCUCUGCUCGGAUAUUAUCUUUACUACUUCGGGAUUGUGGAGUUUUCAAGCGUUGCUGGCUUGUGAUUUUCCAGUCCUACACUUCAUGUUCGAUCAUCCUGCAUUCGGCCAUACAGAAGCUGAGCCACGGCUGGAAAGCAUCCACAUGGCAGGAUGACUUGCAAAAAGCCGGUCUCUGUCUUACAGUUCUCGAAUAUUGUAUGUCCUCAGAUUCUACUGCGCUUGGAUUUUAUAAGGAAUUGAAGGAUGUCUAUGAUUAUAUCGACAAGCAGCCACAGGACUGCCCUCUUGGUACACAAGACCCAUCAUUUCAGCAACCACUCAGCGAAGCCAGUACCGUUGAUGAUACUAUCGAUGGGCAGCCGUUCCGCACCGAUAUUGGAUCGUUGCAGAAUGAUUCCUCUUAUCUAAUCACCAUUCCACCCAACGCAGAACCCGAACACAAAGAGCGAUCCUAUCGUAUACUCGUUAAGCUUUGCCAGCCAUUCGGUGAUCCAAACCAUCAGGGACUUGACAUUUCGGACGUUAAACAACAACGGCGGGAUGAGCCUACGCGAGGCUUGCACACAUUGAUGAUGGCGAAACUCGACUGGGACUUGGAAGCACGCCAGCCAUUUCAUAUGGGUCUUGGUAAAGCGUCUAGGUACUCCACCUCCCUCAACUCGUCUGAGCUGCCACCUUCCGUUAUGGCCAAGCCAGAUCAAGUGACUCUGCCCGGUCCAGGAAAUAAUUUUAGCAGUCGUUUCCUUGGUAGCAUGGAGCCUUUGGGCUGGGCACGCUUGGAGGGGAUUAGUUAUGUCGGUAAUGUUACGGUCAAGCAAACGGAUAUAGCCAUUGAUAGAAUGGUUGUGGAUUAG
This is a messenger RNA of Truncatella angustata, 2355 nucleotides long. RefSeq lists its product as uncharacterized. Gene Ontology annotation, molecular function: zinc ion binding; DNA-binding transcription factor activity, RNA polymerase II-specific. The coding region runs from base 1 to 2355 and encodes 784 amino acids. The transcript is spliced from 6 exons. The record is from RefSeq and is a predicted model, not a curated record. NCBI's taxonomy places the organism in Eukaryota, Fungi, Ascomycota, Sordariomycetes, Amphisphaeriales, Sporocadaceae. Gene Ontology annotation, biological process: regulation of DNA-templated transcription.